CCAAUAGAGACUGUCUCAGUUCACCUCCAGUUGCUCGCCACUCCAUUCAUAAACAAAUCACUCCGGCUCAGGACCUCUCUGAGCCUGCUACCUAACAACAACAAGCAGAACUCGAUCUGUAUUUUGAUGUUUUCUCCCUCUCAGCUCGCUCCCUUUUUUGAAACUUCCCUCUCUUGCUUUUCUGCUCAACUUCCCUCCACUGCUCCCUCCCUCCUUUCUUCUCUCUCUCUCUCAGCUUCACUGACACUCUGCUUGGUGUGAAUCUGUCAGAGAAGGAGUGUGCAUGUCUCCAUUGGGAACCCUUUAAAAAAAAAAAAAAAAACUUAGAGCACUCAUUGGGAGUGGUUUUCAGAGUGUGAGAGUGGAGAGAGAGAGAUAGAGAGAGAGGAGAGACCCCUGCGGUGCUGUGAUUUGACUUAACAAACAGCUGAGCUCAGAGCGGUACCUCCUCCAGUGGACUGCCCUGCCUGGGGACAGCGGAGAUUAACCUCAGACUCUGAACAUCAGAGGGAUCCAUACAUCCGAAGCAAGCAGCCCCUGUAGAGACAAACAGCUGGAAAUCUCUCCUCUGAUUUCACAGGGAGGAGACCGACUGCUGGCCGGCAACCUCCCCGGACAGAGAGGGAAGACUUGCCCAUGCGUCUGGGAUCACUCUGAAGAGCAUAGCGUUCCAACAUGAGGAGGGUAACCGUAUCCACGCUCCAUCUGACAGUCACAGUUACAGCUCUCCUGUAUCUCUGCACUGAGCUGCGUUGCCUGGAAAUCACACCCAAAGACAAAGAGAUCAUCCUUCCCAGGGGCUCCUCUCUCACCCUUACCUGCUCCGGCGCGGGGGAGACGACCUGGGAGUUUAAGAGGGAAGAUGUACCUUUUUUCCAACUGGAACAAGGUCAGAACAGUGGCCAGAGCUACCAAAUUGUGCAAAAUGGCACUGGGUCCAGCAUUCUGACCUUGUGGAACAUGAGCUGGAAGCAGACGGGGGUGUAUCAGUGUGUUGAUCAACAGACUGGAGAAACUAAGGAGGUGGUUGUCUUUGUACCAGACCCUGAUGUGUGGUUCAUAGAGAGCUCCCAUGGCAUGGUAACCAAGACCAGCGAGGAAAGCACCAUCCCCUGUGUGGUCACCAACCCAGACAUCAAUGUCACCCUGUAUGAGAAGGACACUGACAUGCCCAUCAAGGGACAGUACAUUCCCAGUGAGGGGUACAAGGCACAGCUGGAGGACAGGACCUACAUGUGUCGUGGGGAGCUGAACGGAACAGUGAAAGAGUCCCAGGCUUUCUAUGUCUUCAGCAUCGUUGUCCCAGAGGCACUUGACGCCUACAUCAACGCGUCAAAGACGGUCCUGAAACAAGGCGAACCGCUGACAGUGAACUGCACGGUGCACGGAGUGGAGCUGGUGUUUUUUUCCUGGGAUAUCCCCAACAGAGAGGCUAUUGAUGUCGAGCCGCUGACGGAUGUCAUCUCCUCUAUGAACAUGCGCUCCUGCCUGAUGUUCCCUCGUGCCACAGUGGCCCACAGCGGAAACUACAUCUGCCAUGUCCACGAGGGUGUCCAAGACCAGACCGCCUCUGCCAGCGUCAACAUCACUGUGCUCGAGAGAGGCUUUGUGGACGUGAAGCCUGCUCAGCAACAAAACAUUUCUGCCAAGUUGCAAGAGAACGUGGAGCUGAGGGUUGAGAUUGAAGCCUACCCUCCCCCUCAGGUCCGCUGGAGCAAAGACGGCGCCACCAUCAAGGGAGACAAAACCAUCACAAGCAGACAAGAGCAUGAGAUCAGGUAUGUCACUAUUCUCACUUUAGUGAGGGUGAGGACAGAGCAGAAGGGCCGCUAUACCGUCACUGUCACUAACGGAGAUGAUACAAAGGAAGUGACCUUUGACCUUGAGGUCCAAGUUCCCUCUCAGAUUAAAGACCUGGCUGACCACCACCUCCCGGGGAAGAGACACUUGGUGACCUGUAUAGCUGAGGGGGUCCCAACCCCGACCAUACAGUGGUACAGCUGUGACAGCAUGCUCAAGUGCAGCAACCAGACGGUGGUGUGGCAGCCGCUGGUACCAGAGCCGGAGGAGCUGAGCAUCCAGACCAACGUGAGCUACAAUGAGACUCGUAAAACCAGUCAGGUGCGGAGCCAGGUGAUCUUCUACAAGCCCCAGCAGGUCACAGUCCGCUGUGAGACCAGCAACCAAGCAGGGCUUGUUGACAGAAGAGACGUCAAACUGGUGUCCAGCACAUUGUUCUCCCAGGUGGCAGUGUUGGCUGCUGUUCUCGCCUUAGUGGUGAUUGUUAUCUUGUCUUUCAUCAUCCUCAUCGCUGUAUGGAGGAAGAAACCUCGCUAUGAGAUCAGAUGGAAGGUGAUAGAGUCUGUGAGCCAGGACGGUCAUGAGUACAUUUAUGUGGACCCCAUCCACCUGCCCUAUGACCUGGCUUGGGAAAUGCCACGAGACAACCUGGUGCUGGGUCGCACUCUUGGAUCAGGAGCCUUUGGCAGGGUGGUCGAGGCGACUGCGUAUGGUCUCACUCAUUCCCAGUCCAGCACAAAAGUGGCAGUGAAAAUGCUGAAGUCCACAGCCAGGAGGAGUGAGACUCAGGCCCUGAUGUCAGAGCUGAAGAUCAUGAGCCACCUGGGUCCUCACCUCAACAUUGUGAACUUGCUUGGAGCUUGCACUAAACAUGGCCCUCUGUACCUGGUGACUGAGUACUGUCGCUAUGGUGACCUGGUGGACUACCUGCACAGGAACAAGCACACCUUCCUGCAGUAUUAUGCCGAAAAGAACCAAGACGACGGCUGCCUCAUCUCAGGGGGAAGCACUCCGCUGAGCCAGAGGAAAGGCUAUGUGUCUUUUGGAAGUGAGAGUGAUGGAGGUUACAUGGACAUGAGUAAAGACGAGCCCUCAGUCUACGUGCCCAUGCAAGAGCAGAUAGACACCAUCAAGUACGCAGACAUCCAACCUUCUCCAUACGAGUCCCCCUACCAGCAAGACAUCUAUCAGGAACAAGGUGGCGGCAGGUUAGACCUGGUCAUCAGUGACUCUCCCAUUCUCACCUACGAUGAUCUUUUGGGCUUCAGCUACCAAGUGGCAAAGGGGAUGGAGUUCCUCGCCUCCAAGAAUUGCGUCCAUCGAGACCUCGCUGCCAGGAAUGUCUUGAUCUGUGAGGGCAAACUGGUGAAGAUCUGUGACUUCGGCCUGGCCAGAGACAUCAUGCAUGACUCCAACUACAUCUCUAAAGGCAGCACCUUCCUGCCCCUGAAGUGGAUGGCACCAGAAAGUAUUUUCCAUAAUUUGUACACCACCCUCAGUGAUGUGUGGUCAUACGGCAUUCUUCUUUGGGAGAUUUUCACACUGGGAGGAACCCCCUACCCUGAUUUGCCCAUGAAUGAGUUGUUCUACAGCGCUUUGAAGAGAGGCUACCGAAUGGCCAAACCUGCCCAUGCCUCUGAUGAAGUUUAUGAUAUUAUGAAGAAGUGCUGGGAUGAGAAGUUUGAGAAGAGGCCUGAGUUCUCCUUUCUGGUGCACAGUGUGGGGAAUAUGCUGACUGACAGCUAUAAAAAGAGAUACAACCAAGUCAACGACAACUUCAUGAAGAGUGACCACCCGGCAGUCGCCCGCACCAAACCCAGACUCUCCUCACCCUUUCCGAUUGCCAACCCAUCAUUUGGCUCCCCCUCCCCCAUCAACCUCCCCUUCCCCCCGGACCCCUACAACCAGAGCCUGAGCCCUGGAGACUUCAGACAAGAGGCAGGCACGCAGGAAGUUAUAACUUCAUACAACGAGUACAUCAUUCCCAUCCCAGACCCCAAGCCGGAGGAAGUUUUCACUGACGUGCCGUCGGAAAGCCCUGCAAGCUCUGUGGCUCUGGAGGAGGAGACCGACUCCAUGUCUCAGGACACGGCAGACACUCUUCCAGAGGAGGACAGGCUGGAGGAGACCAGCGAGAGAGACGCUCUGCUGGGCUCCUCUGGGACGCCCGAGGUAGAAGACAGCUUCCUGUAGCCACGUGUAGGAAACCCUGAGAAAACAGAGCCCUUUUUUUGGGGGAUUUUUCUUUUCUCCCAACAUGCCUGUACAAGGGAACGUGACUAAACUAGAAUGUAGCAAAAUGGAGACCAAGAAGGCAAUCUUUGUAUUUCCACUUAGCACUCUAAAAGUUUUGCCCUUCUUUGAGUUUUUGUUUCUGACUUGGUACCUCUGGAACUACAUGCUGGUUACAAAUAAUGAGCAUGUUGUUAUCAUUCAGUCAUUUAUUGGAAGCCUGCCACAAUAUAAACACGGUACUCUCCUCACACUACUAUAGAAUCAGUUUACAGUAAGUAGAGAUGUAUUUACUGUAAUCUCCAUUUUAGCCAGAGACUCAUUAAGCCUUAUGAGAUACAAUAUGUGCUUUAUUAUUUAGACACAUUUAGCCAUAUGUCCCUUUUUGGCUGUUAUAUAUAUCCCUCCCACCUUUCACAGCCAGUUUAAAUUUUUAGAAAGCAGGUGAAACGGGAUGUUUAUUUUCAUUAACAUCAAUUUAGGUCCUAAACUUCUAUCAGACGUGGAAUGUGGGUAAUUGAAUUAAAACUGUAUGUUGCAAAUUGUUUUCUUUACUUUAAGUGCGGCCAUACAGCUGCACUCACUGUAGUAUAAUAUGUAGUAUAAUAUUUUUGUGAAAUGUUAUUCCGCGGACAUGACAGAAUCCACAUGCACUGUUUUACUAUAGAAUUUACUCUUUUUUUGGUUUCAUAUGCCAUAGACUCUGAAUUUUCCAGUUCUUUUUUUGUUUUUUUGUUUAUUUUGCUUUUUUUUUUUCCCUUUGGGAGAAAUAUGAGAUCUUAUAGAAAUGUAUAUGUCAUUUGUGAAUUUUUAAUUCCAUCUUGAAUUUUGAUUACUUGUUUUGUGUAGGCCUAAUUGAUAGUUCUGUGCCAGAUUUGCACUUUAUUUAGAAAAAUGUGGAUAUUCAUCAUAAAGAAAGAAAAAAUUACAUUAUGUUAAAAGUAGAAAGAUAAAACUUAGAAUCAAUAAGGAGUUUUGGAUUUUUGACUUUGAAAUGUGUGGCUGUUACUGUAAUAGUGACACCCAGUGUCUGUGAGGACAGGCGACUUACUCAAGUGAAAAUAAUAAAUACAGCGUAUCACUGCCUUAUCACAAGAUGGCACACACGUAUGCCUUUGUAUAGACUGAGAAAUUUGCGUCUUGCAGCAAUUGUUGCUUGCUGAUAUGAAGGGCUACUGUACUCAAGGAAACCUAGAUAGCCAUAUGUGUACAUGUAAAAAAAUGAUGCUUUUAGUCUUGUGUUGCAUUGUUUAACAUUCACUUACACAAUGUCUACUUUCAUCACAUAAUCCACCAUUUACAACAACACCUCUUUAUUUCCUGUAGCAUUUGUUACUCAGUUUAAAAUGCACAAAAUCACUGUAUCACAAGCUAUGGUACCAAAGCUCUUCUUAACGUUUACAAAUGUAUUUUUAUAUGUGUCAUUUUAUAUGUUGUAAAUGUGACAAUAAAUGUGUAUUAUCAUAGUAUAA
Molecule: messenger RNA, 5504 nt
Organism: Lates calcarifer (barramundi perch)
Lineage: Eukaryota; Metazoa; Chordata; Actinopteri; Centropomidae
Gene: pdgfrb
Product: platelet-derived growth factor receptor, beta polypeptide
Exons: 23
Coding region: 676-3993 (1105 amino acids)
Biological process (GO): cell surface receptor protein tyrosine kinase signaling pathway; protein phosphorylation; cell chemotaxis
Cellular component (GO): signaling receptor complex
Molecular function (GO): platelet-derived growth factor beta-receptor activity; ATP binding; platelet-derived growth factor binding
Source: RefSeq, a predicted model, not a curated record